Molecule: messenger RNA, 1131 nt
Organism: Thyridium curvatum
Lineage: Eukaryota; Fungi; Ascomycota; Sordariomycetes; Thyridiales; Thyridiaceae
Exons: 1
Coding region: 1-1131 (376 amino acids)
Source: RefSeq, a predicted model, not a curated record
AUGGAGCAGCCAACACCCCGUAAAGAUCGCGUUCUCGAACGCUUUUUACUCUUCCUCCUCAUCAUCCUCCCAGGAAUCCUCGCCAUUGUCCUCGGUGGCGGACUAGUAGCCGGUACGAUCUAUGCGCUCGACGUUCGUAUCCGCCACCUCGUCGACACCGCCAGCGUCGACCCGGACCCAGCCGUCUGGGUCAAGCAGGCCCGCACAUUCGCCUACGACCGGUGCUACAAUGGGUGCCGCGAUGCGACCUGUCUGUCGGACCCGGACGCCGUCGCAAAGGCUUGCGCGCGCACGGCCAAGGCCGGCGCCACCUGUGACGCCGCGCGCAUGUGGAACUGGCGCGACGGGAGGUACCAGGAUCAUUGCCUGGCUGCGGUCGGCGACAUGUUCAAGGCCGACGCCCUGCACGCCAAGAAGAUGAAGCUCAGGCAGCAGUACGCCAUCAUCAUACUCUGCCUGCUAGGCGGACUAGUCUUGGGGUGGGUGACGUACAAGCUUGCCAAGCGUUACGCUGCGGGCUGGCGUCACCGACUCCUGGAUCGUGGGGCUUUGCGGGACUUGGACCAGAGGGGCGGCGCCCAGGAACCAGAGCUCAUGCCACGGGAAGAGAAAGUCUCGCGACCGCACGAGGGUCGAAGUCGUGUGAAGACAGCACUUCUUGUGAUAUUGGCUUUCUUCGGCAAGAAAACACAAGCCUUUCCGUGUGCUGGCUACGGCACGAAGCAGUGGCAAACCUUUGAGAACGCAAACCGUACUGUCAUCGGAUUCGUUCAGGGUUGGAUGUCUGAUUGCUAUCACUAUCAGUCCUGCUACUCGUCGUGCUCGGAGUCUUGCAGCACGUCUGGCGGCACCACUUCUUGCCACACGACAUGCAGGGACUCGUGCACCACACAUACAGGAGUCAGGACAUAUCCAGACUUUUACGUAUCGCGGGCAGCCAAGAAAGUGGUGGACUGUGGGUUCCAUUUGAUCGAUCAAUUGAAUGAGACGGUCGAUGCGAGGGUUGCAAACGCUGGUAUCGAGUCAAAUUAUUGGGUCACCAUCGUGGUGAAUGCAUAUAACGUCACGUCGCCGGGCGUUACAGAUGAUGAUGUCUGGUGCCUGUACAAUAUUGGAAAUACGAAGCCUUGA